GCCCGUGGGUACCAUUAUAUGACGGUUGAGCUACACAAUCCAAGCUAAAGUUUUGAAAAACAUGUUAAGCCUUGUUCCCUAUCCCGGUACGUGACAUAUAUAUCUAUGUACUCGCAUUUGACUAUGUGUGUUGGCUUUUAAAUGAUUUUAACUGUUGCUUAUAUCAUUAUUUUAUCCUUAUUUCCGAGUUUCAUGUGAGCAUUCACCCCGCUAACCGUCUUCGGACGCUGUAUCCCCACACGAUGCAGGAACUGGCCAUACUUCUACCUCUCCUGCACUUGACUAGGAUUCAGGAUCAGCUCGUGAGUCAGACUGAAGUGGUACUGGAUGAUGGGAAACUGACCCAGAGACAUGUGCUGCGGAGCCAUCAAAAGCCAGUUUCUUUUGUAGCUUGGAGCCCUGAUGAUACAAUGUUGCUAACCUGUGGGAAUAUAGAAGUGCUCAAUCUCUGGGACGUGGAGACAGGUACAUGUAAGCACACAUAUGGAGAUGCUGGUUUCAUUAUCAGCUCAUGUGCUUGGUUUCCUGAUUCUAAGAGAUUCGUCUGUGGCAGUUCGGACCCUGAAAAAGGCAUAUACAUGUGGGACUGUGAGGGUAAUGAGAUCAGAUCUUGGAAAGGGAUGCGGAUGCCAAAGGUUCUAGAUCUUGCUAUUACAGCUGACGGAGAAAAACUUAUCAGUAUAUUUUCUGACAGAGAUAUCCGAAUAUUGAAUGUGGGGACAAGUGCUGAACGUGUGAUUUCAGAGGCACAUCCACUCACAUCCCUUUCAUUAUCAGGGGAUGGUAAAUUUUUCAUAGUAAACCUUAAUAGUCAAGAAAUUCAUAUGUGGGAUAUUGCAGGCAAGUGGCUUAGCCCCUUGAAGUUUAAAGGCCACAGACAACAUAAGUAUGUGAUACGCUCCUGUUUUGGAGGAUUGGAUAGCACUUUUAUAGCCAGUGGUAGUGAAGAUUCAAAGGUAUGCUCGUUCAUUAAUGCCUCAAUCCCCGCUCCCCGCCGCCCCAAAAAAAAUAAUACUCCCUUUGUUUUAUAAUAAAUGAAUUGUUGAAUUUUGGCACACAUAUUAAGGAAAAA
Capsicum annuum is the source of this 1072-nucleotide messenger RNA. Its product is annotated as WD repeat-containing protein WDS homolog. NCBI's taxonomy places the organism in Eukaryota, Viridiplantae, Streptophyta, Magnoliopsida, Solanales, Solanaceae. The coding region runs from base 243 to 1031 and encodes 262 amino acids. The transcript has 2 exons. Gene Ontology annotation, molecular function: protein binding. The record is from RefSeq and is a predicted model, not a curated record.